CUUUUAUAGUUUAUUUGAGAAGAAAUAUAUAUUUGAUUUUGAUAAAAACUAACUAAGGCAAAAUGGGUGCUUCUGGUAUUGAGAUUGCCUCCACUAUUUGUAUUGCAAUUGGAUGUCUCCUGACAUGCAUUUCAGUAGGAAUUCCAUACUGGGAGAAGAAUGAUCCUGAAGAUACCGUCAAUGAUAACAUCAUAAGGCAUAAAGGAAUAUGGGUGAAAUGUGUGACUUAUUCCACCGGAAACUGGGAAUGUGAUGAUUUCAACAAAUUUUUUCUUGGACUUCCAGCUAUGUUGCAAGCAGCUAGGGGUUUUGGUGUGACCGCUAUAUUACUUGGAAUUGCCGCAACAGCUACAAUUGUUUUGGGAAUGGAUAGUGUACCAUGUGGAUCUGACAAUAAGCACAUGAAGAGACGUAUCCGCAUGGUGGCAGGCGCGAUGUCAAUUGUUGGAGGAUUCUGUAUCAUUGCUGCUGCUUCGUGGUACGCGAAUCAAAUCAGACUCGAAUACGAUGUGGAAACGGCAAGAAAACUAGGUGGAUCCAAUGUCACUAGGAAUGUGUUCGGAGAAGCAUUGUUUCUGGGUUGGGCAGGAGGAGCCCUGCUUUUCCUUGGAGGAUUGUUGGCUAUCUGUACAUCUUGUGACGACAGCGAAGACGACCACCAUUCCAGAGGAUAUGCUUACAGACCACCCGCUACAAAACAUAGUCAAGAAUACGUGUAGAGCGCAAAUUUUAUGACCUCAAUGGUGCUGGUUGAACAAUAAAUGAACUAUUGAAGAAGUCCGGGAUUUUUUGCAGUUUUUACAAUGCACAUAGACAUUAGUAUUAGCUACACCUCUAUUCAAAUAUGGAAUGUAAAUUAUAAGCAAAUUUAAUGUUAUAUUUCUGUUUUAUGGAAAUCGGUAUUCCGUGUAUAGGAAUAAAACCAACAUUGAAAAAGCAUACCGUUUAAUUAUUAAAACUGCAUUUCGAAUACUAUUUAAUAUAUUCUUUUGUUUAACGACUUAUGAAAAUGCAUCGCUGAGGUUUGCGGUUUGCUCAUCUGGUACUCAUGCUGACAGAGGAAAUUAAUAGAGGAUCGUGUUGAUUACUCGUAAUCCGAUACUGAAAUGGCAUCAUGAGUCUUCGAUGUAACUUCAAGCUGAGCGUUCCCUUGGCUACUUUGCACACCAGCACUCAAACUGCUGAACCAUACGGUAUUUCAGCCAGCCUUGGUAGACUUUGCUUAGUUCAUUUUACUUCCCAGACUAUUACUUCCCAUAAUUAAUUUGCCCCAAUUUUAAGAAUUUGUUUCGUGUUUUCUUGUACGAUAUAUCAUUCAUUUGCUCUUUGAUUACUUAAAUAAAUAAAAGGAGUUUUCCACAUCA
Molecule: messenger RNA, 1364 nt
Organism: Styela clava
Lineage: Eukaryota; Metazoa; Chordata; Ascidiacea; Stolidobranchia; Styelidae
Product: claudin-7-like
Cellular component (GO): bicellular tight junction; membrane
Molecular function (GO): structural molecule activity
Source: RefSeq, a predicted model, not a curated record